AUGGCUGAGCAUUGUGCCAUCGCCCUAUAUGUCAACAAGAAACUGGUGCCAGCGAUUGCGGAUCAUCUUCUCGAUGUUAAUCCGGUUCCAGACCCACGGGCCAUCCUCUUCGCCUGUAUCGCUGCAGCCUCAGCAGGAGGCCUCAUCGGUGCUCCAGCAGCCUUAUCAUACGCCGCCCCAGCGGUCAGCUACGCUGCUCCCGCAGUAGCAACUGUAGCUCAUGCUCCAGCAAUUUCUUACGCUGCUCCAGCAAUCAGAUAUGCUGCCGCCACUCCUGCUGUUUCCUACGCUGCUCCUGCCAUCGCAGCAGCUCCAGCUAUUGCUCACGCUCCAACAACAUACUCUAGCUCAUCCUUCGUUGCCCAUCAUGCACCACUAGCUGCAGUCGCCCAAGCUCCAGCGAUCUCAUACGCUGCUCCAGCUAUUGCAGCCGCUCCAGCUAUCAGAUACGCCGCCGCUGCUCCCGCCAUCAGGUACGCUGCUACAGCUGUGUCCUACGCCGCUCCAGCAAUUGCAGCUGCACCAGCCAUCAGGUACGCUACUCCAGCUAUUAGAUACGCUGCUGCCCCAGCUAUCAGAUACGCCGCUGCUGCUCCCGCUGUCUCCUACGCUGCUCCAGCAAUUGCCCAUGCCCCAACCACCUAUUCUAGCUCUUCCUUCGUGGCACACCACGCUCCUGUAGCCGUUGCCCAUGCCGCCCCCGCAAUCUCUUACGCCGCCCCAGCAGUUGCCACCGUUGCCCAUGCUCCAGCUAUUAGCUAUGGUGCUCCAGCCAUCGCUGCCGCUCCAGCACUCAGCUAUGCAGCUCCAGCCACCGUCGCUCACGCACCAAUCACUGCUGUCGCCGCUCGCCCACUCGCCUAUGGUGGUCUCUACGGUAGCAGCUACGGUAGCUACGGUGGAUACGGUCUUGGCUAUGGAUAUGGUUCCACCCUGCUUCACCAUUAA
Messenger RNA from Nezara viridula (southern green stink bug), 948 nucleotides. The record is from the annotation of a GenBank genome assembly. NCBI's taxonomy places the organism in Eukaryota, Metazoa, Arthropoda, Insecta, Hemiptera, Pentatomidae.